CACGGCUGUCAGAUUCAGCCGAGCACUGUUACUGCUGUACGGGCGAGGAGCACACUGACGUAGCUACGGACUGACUUUCUCACGUUCAGUGCUUCAAACAUGGAUCAAGACAACAAUUUAGAGGAUGAGUCAGUCGGCCCAUCAGAGGACCCUUCCGAAGAGGAACUGCCUUGUCUACCUCCAGGGCUCUCGGAUGGUGAAGCAAUGGAGCUGCUGUGGCAGCUAAGAUCCCAGCGCCGGCAGGCGUCUCCUGAGCUCCCAGAGACAGUGAGCACUCUUACUGCCCCUGACGGCAGCAUCCUAUACCUGGUUGGCACUGCCCACUUCAGUGACAGCAGCAAAAAGGAUGUGGCCACGACGAUCCGCGCUGUGCAGCCAGAUGUGGUGGUGGUGGAGUUGUGCCAGUACAGGGUGUCUAUGUUGAAGAUGGACGAGAGUACACUGCUGAGGGAAGCCAAAGACAUCAACCUGGAUAAGGUUCAGCAGGCCAUCAAACAGAAUGGGCUGAUGUCUGGCCUCAUGCAGAUUCUCCUGCUCAAAGUUUCAGCUCACAUCACAGAGCAACUGGGCAUGGCUCCUGGAGGAGAGUUUAGGGAGGCCUUCAAAGAGGCUGGCCGAGUGCCGUUCUGUAAAUUUCACCUUGGGGACAGGCCGAUCCCCGUGACGUUCAAGAGGGCCAUUGCAGCUCUCAGUAUGUGGCAGAAGGCCCGUCUGGCGUGGGGUCUCUGCUUUCUGUCAGACCCAAUCAGUAAAGAGGACGUAGAGAAGUGCAAACAGAAGGACCUGCUGGAGCAAACCAUGUCAGAGAUGAUCGGCGAGUUUCCUGCUCUUCACCAGACCAUCGUGGCCGAAAGAGACAUCUACCUCACGCACACGCUCCGCCAGGCUACACGCUGUGUGGAGGCCCCCCGGAAUGCCCAGAAAGUGCCUGCUGUGGUAGUGGGAGUUGUAGGGAUGGGUCACGUCCCUGGCAUAGAAAGGAACUGGGAGAAGCAGCUCAACAUAAAUGAAAUCAUGAGUGUUGCGCCUCCCUCACGUUUUGGCUGGGUGUUGCGCACGGUCCUAAAGGGUGUUGUGAUGGGAAUGCUGGGAUACGCCUGCUACCGUGUUGGAGGGAGUUUAGGUAGAACCCUGCUAUCUUUACCUGCAGUCCAAUCGUUACUGGAGACUGUGCGGCCACCCCCUGCUCUAAGCCAACCGGGACACGACCUUUGAUUGAUUUAAAACAAUGCAUUUUUCACCAGUGGCCUUAAAAACAGGGAGUGAUGCUGGAGAAAAGGUUUCACCAGCCCACACUAUGAACUAACAAGGACCUCCGGGGGUUGAGAGCCUCCCACCUCGUAUUGAUGUCCCUGUAGACGCAGCAGGGCCGUACUGCCAAAGAAACCACAACAGUACUCUUCGUUUUCUUUUAUAUUUUGUGCAAAUUAUGUAUUUUGUAAGGUUAACAAAUGCCAAUAAUUCCUUUUGAAUCAAUUUAUCCCCAAUAUUGCUUUAAAUGGCAUGUUUUUUAUUUGACAUGUAUCAUUGGAAUCCUCUCCAGUCACGUGCCCUGAUAUGACUGAGACAUUUUCCGAGAGGAACACUUUUCUAAUGCCGUCACCUUAUUCCUUGCUCUCUUUUUUUGGUGCCAGCCAGCAUUUUAGGUAAUUGGCCCAUUUAAAGUCCAGCACUUUAUAAGAUAACUGUACAUGCAGCCUAUGUAAGGGAAAUAUGAGUAUACUAUCAAUACUCCUAAAUCAUAAAUAUAAUCUUGGUGCAUGGAGUGAUCUUCAUGGUGUGAGGUAAAUGUCAAAAAUGUCUGAAUUGGAAGGCUGACCACCAUUUUCCUAAUUCUUGAUCUUCUAUUUGAAAUGCACAUUCUUGAAAACUCACAAAGACAAUUAUUUCCCAUGUGUACGGCCCUGCCCACAUCAACAGACAAGUGCCUCAUAUUGCAGUAGUAAGGGCUAAUGGUGAACUGAAUGGAAUGGCAAAAAUGUGUUAUAUGCAUCUUACGUAUACUACAACCAUGCAAUUUUCUAAUAAUCACUCUUUCUAUAAUUAUAUGAUAGGCCUGUUUUAUAAAAUAGUGUUGCCCUAAAAAUAUGCCGUAUAGUUUGUGUUGUCUUGGCUUCCGUUGAUAUGGCCCCUUCACUUCAUUUUAUGGUCAGUCAUGCAUCAGGACGGGAUUAAAUGUGCCUCAGGAUGAGCAAUGCAUUUAUCUUUGAUUGUACCUCCAAUAUGAGGCACCCUCACAUAUUGGCUUUAACUUGCUCCAUCAGUGAGUAAGGAUUCAUACUUGACACAAAAAUAUGCAUCUUGUACAGAAAGACAUCUCUUAAAAACCUCCGCACGGAGACGUUGUCAUUCAGCGUGCCAGCUGUUGGUACUUUUUAUGAUAUAUGCAUUAUCACUUGCCAGUCUGAUUGUAAAAUGAAAUUUAGAUGAAAAAAAAAAUUGUUUUGUUUCUCUCAAAUGUGUUAUUGAACUUGACUGUAAUGAUUUCUCAGUGGAAUUCCCAUCAAUGGAAAUCUGUUACGGACUUGUUUUGACUACUAUGAAGGAAACAUGACUUAGAUUGGUCCGAGUUGGGAGGUAAAGCCUUACACUGCUAUCACUGCUGCCUUUGACCCUCAGAUUGCAUCCUCUGCUGAGGCUAUGUUACCACUACUGACAUGUAUCCAUCAUACAGAACAUCUUAUGGCACAUAAAAAAAAAAAAAAAAAAAAAAAAAAAACUGUCACAAUACAUCCAACAGCCCCAACAAGGUAUUUACAUGGUUGCAAGGCUAUAAACCAACAUUGAAUUCCAGGUAUUUACAAUCUUAAUUUUAAGUGUUUUGUUUUUGUGUGUGCAGUACUGGAAUUAUUAGAUAAAAGAUGCAUUAAUAAGAGAUAUGAAAGGAGUUAAUUUGCUGUCUUUAAUUUCCAAAAUGGUCCAAUUAACUAAUAUGGGACUUGUUAUUUAAAAACCUAAUUAAACCACUUGCAAGUCAUCCACACAGUCAUCAGUUUUCUUGCUUUAGUAAGAGACAAUGAUAUUGGGAACAGAUGUAGCCAUGCCUCUCAGUCCCUCAGCAGUAGAAUACAGUCAACUUAAACGUUGUGUCUGUCUCCAUCCAGCAUAAUUUCCAAAGGUUUGAUCUCCCAUUGUAUGUUUAAGAAUUGCCAAGUGAAAACUAUGAAUGCCUGUAUUUGCUGUAAGAUUUGUUUCCCCAUACCUUUGUGUGGUAUUGCCAUUGUUAACAAACUAAACCUAAAAUCCCUACUUCUGUAACGAAUUAUUAAAAGAUUUUAAGUAAAUGUAAA
This is a messenger RNA of Perca flavescens (yellow perch), 3290 nucleotides long. It is a transcript of the gene trabd, whose product is annotated as TraB domain containing. The record is from RefSeq and is a predicted model, not a curated record. Lineage: Eukaryota; Metazoa; Chordata; Actinopteri; Perciformes; Percidae. Bases 100 to 1215 code for a protein of 371 amino acids. The transcript is spliced from 10 exons.